This is a messenger RNA of Marmota flaviventris (yellow-bellied marmot), 753 nucleotides long. RefSeq names its product TLC domain containing 5 (gene Tlcd5). Gene Ontology annotation, cellular component: membrane. Lineage: Eukaryota; Metazoa; Chordata; Mammalia; Rodentia; Sciuridae. The record is from RefSeq and is a predicted model, not a curated record.
UCUUUUUGUCAUAGGAUGGCAGUGGCUCUGUGUCUGCAGGUGCUGUGCAGUCUCUGUGGCUGGCUCUCGAUCUAUGCAUCUUUCUGUCACCUGAAUAAGCACCGAAGCUAUGAGUGGAGCUGCCGACUGGUGACGUUCACCCAUGGAGUCCUCUCUAUAGUCCUUUCAGCUUAUAUUGGCUUCAUCGAUGGUCCUUGGCCUUUUACCCACCCAGGCUCACCCAACACACCUCUCCAAGUUCACGUUCUCUGUCUCACCUUGGGCUACUUCAUUUUCGACUUGGGCUGGUGCAUCUACUUCCAGUCUGAGGGUGCCCUGAUGCUGGCUCACCACACACUGAGUAUCUUGGGCAUUAUCAUGGCCCUGGUGCUUGGGGAGUCAGGCACAGAAGUCAAUGCAGUCCUUUUUGGAAGUGAGAUCACCAACCCCUUGCUCCAGAUACGCUGGUUUCUCCGUGAAACAGGACACUAUCACAGUUUCACUGGAGAUGUGGUGGAUUUCCUUUUUGUGGCUCUGUUCACUGGAGUGAGGAUUGGUGUAGGAGCUCGCCUGCUUUUCUGUGAAAUGGUCUCCCCCACACCCAAGUGGUUUGUGAAAGUCGGGGGAGUAGCGAUGUAUGCUGUGUCUUGGUGUUUUAUGUUUAGCAUCUGGCGUUUUGCAUGGAAGAAAAGCAUCAAGAAGUACCAUGCCUGGAGAAGCAGGCGGAGUGAGGAACGGCAGCUAAAACAUAAUGGACAUCUCAAAACACACUAG